AUGACGUCCAACAAUGGUAGUAGCAGCGACCUCGGUGGGUUUGGGAAUGGGUUCACGUCGUACAUUGAUCUCACGGGCUCCGAACCUAUAACGAGGGUGGUACGUCACGAACAAGGAACGACGUCUGACGAACCCAAGAUGCCCACGGCAGUGAUACAAAUGUGUCUACUGGGCCCCAUACACACGAUACACCAGACCAAUGAUCUCAAACCACCACCUCGAACCGAACCUCAAAAACUUGGCACUACCACGACCGCUACUGGUAAUACGGGUGGGUCAGCAAUACCUGUACAGGUUACUGAGGAUGACCACCGGGUGAACCUUAGUAUGGAAUUGAUACGCGAACACAUGUUUACCUGUGGCGUGUGCACCUGCGUUUCACAUACGGUGACCACUACAGUGUGUUGCACAUUUAUCAUGUGUGUUACAUGUUGCAACAAACUACCGAGUGACGCGUGUCCCAACUGCCGCGAACCCAGAGUGGUGCUUGCUCGGAACCCUAUAUCCAAGCAUUUACUACAGGCGUUUGAGUUUUCGUGCCUCAAAUGCAGUGAACGUCUGAAUCCUAUUACAAGUGAAAGGCACGCCUGUUUUUUACCCCAGGUCACAACGGCAACCAAGAAACCGGUGCGAUUUGGGACCGGGGGGUUGCGGGAUUUCAUGAAUGUGAGUCACUUGGAACUGCCCGACAAGUAUAGGACGCUACUGGAUAGGUAUCUCCAACCCACAUCAAACCAGUACCCCUUAAACAUGAGACUUGGUAAAUACUACGCCUUGUACAUUCACGAGUUUCGUAGGCUGCGAGGUGAACCCGAGUCACCACUAGUAGCUUUUGUGCGCCAGAAACAUAGAGCAACAGGAAUUGCAAAAGGGCGUGUUAUGCAGUGGAUUAGAGCUGAUAGGUUGUUUGCAACGCGGAAUACACUGCUCUAUAUGGGUUAG
Sphaeroforma arctica JP610 is the source of this 942-nucleotide messenger RNA. RefSeq lists its product as hypothetical. The transcript has a single exon. Lineage: Eukaryota; Ichthyosporea; Ichthyophonida. The record is from RefSeq and is a predicted model, not a curated record. The coding region runs from base 1 to 942 and encodes 313 amino acids.